CGCACCUGUCUUCGCAGCCUCUCCCGCUCCACCUCGAGUGUCCCGGAGCCAGCGGCUCGCGAGCGCGGCAGAGGGCAAGCCUAGGGCAGGCUCUGUCCAGGCCAGCGCAGGAGGCACAGUCCGUGAGGGUCGAGCACUGCGGCCACCAUGGUAGCCACGUGCCUGCAGGUGGUGGGCUUCGUCACGAGCUUCGUGGGUUGGAUCGGCAUCAUCGUCACCACAUCUACCAAUGACUGGGUGGUGACCUGCAGCUACACCAUCCCCACCUGCCGAAAAAUGGACGAACUGGGCUCCAAGGGGCUGUGGGCCGACUGCGUCAUGGCCACUGGUCUCUACCACUGCAAGCCCUUGGUGGACAUCCUCAUCCUCCCGGGCUACGUGCAGGCUUGCAGGGCCCUCAUGAUUGCUGCUUCGGUUCUGGGUCUGCCAGCCAUCCUUCUGUUGCUGACGGUUCUUCCUUGCAUCCGCAUGGGCCACGAGCCUGGAGUGGCCAAGUACAGGCGAGCCCAGCUGGCCGGGGUGCUCCUCAUCCUGCUGGCUCUCUGCGCCAUUGUCGCCACCAUCUGGUUCCCUGUCUGUGCCCACCGUGAGAUCACCAUCGUGAGCUUUGGCUACUCGCUGUACGCAGGCUGGAUCGGAGCUGUGCUGUGCCUGGUGGGCGGCUGCGUCAUCGUCUGCUGCUCCGGGGACGCACAGGCAUUUGGAGAAAACCGUUUCUAUUACUCCUCUGGCUCCAGCUCGCCAACGCAUGCCAAGAGUGCCCACGUAUAAGAGGGCUGCUCCGCUGCCCACCGAGGUGCUGGGCCUGGGGCCCUGGGUUUCCUCCGCAGUGGGGAGAAGCCCAUUUCUCUGCCGGGCACUGAAGCCAAAGGUGUAGAAAGUGUCCCGCCUGGCGGUCUGCAGUCCUAACAGCCCAUCCGCCCCACCACUUCUUGGUUCUUAAAAGAAAUCUCUAGCUCAGAUAAUGCCCACAUAGUUUUCUCCUGGUGUUGACCGCUUUUAGCUCUUUCCUUGGGCAUUCCAUUGUUGUUGAUUAAAAAAAUAUUUUGUUUCUUUCUUAAAUUCAAAUGUCUUGGGAACAUUGCUGCCUUGGGUGUGGAUUGGGAGAGAGAUAAAAGACACUUUUCAAACGGUUACUGAUGACAAUGGAGGCCUCAUAGAGACACAGCUCUGUUUUUUCUUCCCCCUUGAGUUUCAAGGUUACUUGCAUACAAGAGAUAGAAAAUGGGAACACGGGUGGGAGGGACUCCUGAACGUUCUCUCUGCGUGAAUGCUUCCCUUUUAUAAGUUGUGGGGUCGGGACUUUUUUUUUUAGUUUGUGAUUUUACAUUUAUCUGUACAUACUUUUUCAAGAUCGAUCAUUUUUAUAACCAUGGGUUUCCUGAAAUUUUCAAUUCACCAAUAUGAAGGAAAUGAAC
Molecule: messenger RNA, 1418 nt
Organism: Peromyscus eremicus (cactus mouse)
Lineage: Eukaryota; Metazoa; Chordata; Mammalia; Rodentia; Cricetidae
Gene: Cldn11
Product: claudin 11
Exons: 3
Coding region: 148-771 (207 amino acids)
Biological process (GO): bicellular tight junction assembly; cell adhesion
Cellular component (GO): bicellular tight junction; plasma membrane
Molecular function (GO): structural molecule activity
Source: RefSeq, a predicted model, not a curated record